GUUUCAUUUUUCGACAGGGAGAGUAGAACAUUCCAGGAAAAUUUGCAGUUUUCACUUCGGCGAUAUAAGUGCGCAUCUUUUCAUUUUGAAAAUUUGCCAUUUCGGUCUUCUCCAAACCCCUUUUUCCUUUCGCUCUCGCGAAACCCAGCAGUUCCCACUCUCACAAACCCUAACCACGGCACCACCACAUUCUCUCGCUUCCCCCUCCCUUCAGCCAUGCCCCAAUCACGUCACCGUCGCGUAACCGUCGUCGACCUCGCCGCCUCCUUAGCCCGCCGCCGCGUCUCAUUUAUCUUCAACGAAGCUCCGACUCUCCGUACCCCUCCAAGAACCGCCGCCUUCGGUCGCGGAAGAGCUCGCGCUUCUCCCCGCUCCCAGAACAUACCGCCAUCAACUGCGCGACGUGGUAGAGGACGCGUUCCGUUACGCUCCGUGCUUCCGGCGUGGUUCCCUAGGACACCACUCCGUGACAUUACUGCUGUCGUUCAGGCGAUCGAGAGGAGAAGUGCGAGGCUAGGAGAAGUCGAAGGCCAGCGAAUCGGAAACACUGAUCCUGCUUCAGAUCGUUUAGUUUCGGAACCUUCCGAACCUGCUUCUGCUUCUGCCUCUGCCUCUGCGGUGAAAUCGCCGAAAUCAGUUGGAGUGAAACUCCGAACGCCGUUCGGGAGCAAGGUCCCGAAGAUCUUCCUCGACAUAUCCGAGUUACCGGAACACGACGAAUCGGAGGCUCUGACGCCGCAGAAGAAGCUUCUCGACAACAUCGAUCAGGUUGAGGAAGCGGUGCGCGAAGAACUGAACAAGCUGAAGAGAACUCCGAGCGCGAAGAAAACAGAGAGGGAAAAGCGGGUUCGCACAUUGAUGUCCAUGAGGUAAACGAAUUGAGAUUUUGAUUUUUUUUUCAUCCACAGAGCCAUAGGCAGCAGAGCAGGGGUAUUAUAGUCAUUUUACUCUGGACUGAGUUGAUUCAGCGGGACAGUGUUUUUCCGGUUCGCUUUGCUUGCGUCUUCGGCUUGAAGUUGCAAGAUAUUAUUCUCUAGUUUUGUUUUUACUAACUUUCUUGUUGGAACUUUUUUGAUUAGUAGUGUUCGUUGAUAGAUAUAUCCAUCAUUUUCUUGUGAUGGUUAGUGAUUCCCAGCUCCUGUUGUACAUAUUUCCCAUACAUUUCGGGUUGGUGAUUACUUCUUGUGUACCAAUUGUAAAACAGUUCAAGAUAACAAUCGAUUCGUUUUUUGGUGCCAA
This is a messenger RNA of Glycine soja, 1239 nucleotides long. Its product is annotated as protein POLYCHOME-like. Gene Ontology annotation, cellular component: nucleus. The transcript is spliced from 2 exons. The record is from RefSeq and is a predicted model, not a curated record. Gene Ontology annotation, biological process: regulation of nuclear division; negative regulation of ubiquitin protein ligase activity. Lineage: Eukaryota; Viridiplantae; Streptophyta; Magnoliopsida; Fabales; Fabaceae. The coding region runs from base 217 to 873 and encodes 218 amino acids.